GUAGGAUUUAUGCUGCUGGGAGUUCUUCACGACAAAGCUUUUCCAACUACACAUCAGGUGUUGUCUAAUUGCCAUAGAUUACUUUUGUAGAAACAUGUUGGUAAACAGUAAAGGAAGAGCAGUUACAUAAGUAUCUGUUUUCCAAGAGUUUUCUGUGCACCAUCAGGCAUUGAAAGGAAAAUAAAACAGAAGCAGCACACAGAGGGAGAGACAUGGAAAAAGGGUCUGAGGUGGAGAUGGAGCAGAUCAGCCCAGCAGAAAAGAAAGAAGAUGAGGAUGUUAAGAAGGACACAGGACAAGAGACUAAAGAUGAGAAAGAAUUAAAAGGAGAAAACAAGAAUAUAUACUCAGUACUGUUCAAUCCAACUGAAGAUAUCUACACAUCAUCUAAAAUGCCAGGUUCCCCUCCAAAGUUCCAUAAAGAUGUUAACGGAAGAGUCAAUUUUUACCGAGGACUUUCCGUCAUUCUCCUCCUCCUGUGUGUUCUGUUCCUGGCUGUGAUUCUUGCGCUGUCUAUAAAAUUGUCUGAAGUGCAGGGCAACCAGGAGUGUCCGGAUGUAGAGAAGACAACUGUGGCAGAAGCUUGCAACUGCCAGAAAUGCGAGUUCAUGUACAAAACACGGGCCUCAGACCACAACAAACAUCUGUGCUCUGAGUGUGGGACCGGCUGGCAUAAGUUUGAGAACUCCUGUUACUUCCUGUCUGAAAAACGCCUUAACUGGCUGGAGAGCAGGGAGAAAUGCCAGGAAAAGGGUGGUGACCUGGCUGUCAUCAGCAAUGAGCGUGUUCAGACAUUUCUGACUGAGAAAGGACCCAUGCUGUAUUGGAUUGGCCUCCAUGAUUUAGGAACACAGCAGUGGACCUGGAUUAACAAUACUGCACUAACCCAGAGUUACUGGUUCCAAACGCCCAACGCUGGCCACUGUGCUUUGCUGAGAGGAUGGAAGUCACCCCAGAACAACUGGUACUCAAACCGAUGUGAGAUAUACUCACAUUUCAUCUGUGAGAGAGUUAAAGCUUUCUAUAAAUGAAACAUGACCACCCCACGCAUCAGUAACAUCUGCAUUUCAUCUAAUCAUUUCACCCACUACUGCUGUAGCUCAGAAUCAACACAAGAAUUCACACAAGAAAUCUUGUUCUGUGAUGAAUAAUCAAGUAGAACGUGAUGCACUUUUGCAGUUUUUAGCUGUGCAGUGGCCUACACCAAAUAAGACACACCACGUGUAUUCUCUUAAAGUGGCUCUGUGCGUUUUUUAUUGCUCAGUUUUUUCUUUUUAAUUGCACUGAUUUUAAUCCUAGAAAGAGUAGCACUAAAAAAAUAAAUUCUACACACUGUAUUUUAAAAUCAAGUGUAUGCCUAUGUAGCUGCCUUUAUGUAAGAAGUCUUUGCCUGUUUAUAAUUAAAAAUUUACUGUAUGGUC
Messenger RNA from Electrophorus electricus (electric eel), 1421 nucleotides. RefSeq names its product perlucin. NCBI's taxonomy places the organism in Eukaryota, Metazoa, Chordata, Actinopteri, Gymnotiformes, Gymnotidae. The record is from RefSeq and is a predicted model, not a curated record.